UAUACAGUCAUAAGUUAAGCACACACAGAAUCCAGAUGCCUUUAUAAUGGUGAAAUAUUACUUUCUACUCUUUAUUCUAAGCUGGUUACACUACUGCCAAGGAACUUCAGUAAGUGUAAUAACGGAUGAUGGAAAAGACACACUUUCUGGUUCAUACUGUCCAACAACUGUUAAGCUUAUCUGCAAUGUUACGAAUUUUCCUCAUUUGCGAUGGACGUACAAUACCAGCAAAAACAUAAUUGUUAUUUUUAACUCGGAUAGUGUAGUACGCUACCCAAUUGCAGCAUUUCCAUUUUACCAGUUAACACAGUUUAAUGUAUACAAAAAUCAUAUGAAUCGGACUCUGAUUAAUGCUUCAACGAUUCUCACUGUUGAUCUGUCAGAUCUGAACAAACAGAAUAUUGAAAUUAUUUCUUGUGGUUUUUCUGCUCUGGACAAGACAGUGCCAGUGAAUAUCAGCAUUUUGCAACCAUCCUUUCCUUCUGUCAGCCCCCAAGUUUAUACAGCUGUCAUUGUAUGCUAUGAGUCUGGACUUGUAUCUAGUGUAGAUAUAUCAUGGAGGAAAUUUCAGCAACCGGAUUGUCCUGAAUAUGAAAAUUCCCAAGAAUACCUCAUCAAUGUCACUGGAUGUGGGUGGAUGUGGCUCAACCACAGUACCUGUCAAGAUAAUAUUUGCUCGUCCGUUUUCAGUAAUUGUACGGAGAACCUGAGUGAAAUUACCCUACAAGCCAACGUUGCUGACAUUGAGAGUGAACAAGUAGUCUAUCCCACAUCUGUAGAUUACUAUAAUCAAUAUUUCCGACCUGCUGUUAAUCAGUCGUCGAGGUGCCAAAUUCAUGUUCAGUGCUUACCUAUUCAUAGAUAUUUUAGAGGGAAUCAAAAGUGUACCAUUCGAUACACUACAGAUCCAGAGUAUGGAAAUCUAUCAAAUCCUAUCAUAAAUCCUGUUGGCACAAUACCUGUCUUACUUUCACGUAUCACACCUGGUGCUAUGUACUACUUUGAGUUCUCAGUGUUGGUGAAUGAUACCUUACUGAUCACAGAGAGAAUUGAGUACAUUACAGAAUCAGGAGAAUUGUUUCAGUUGGGUGCAAGAGAAGGCGUCAUAAUUGCCAUUGCAUCAGUUUUCUUAGGAUGCUUUACUGUGCACACUAUAAUCAUAUUGUGCUUAAAUAAGGGUCAUCCUACAGUUUCCAGGUUCAUUUCUAACAAACACAUUCAAUUCUUGAUGACACUGAUCCUCUUCAUGUUCUUUAUUGCGUGUGGAACUCUGUUGACAACCUUUGCGAUUAAUUCAAAUGAUGUGUGUUUAUUGAAUGAAGAAGUUCCCAACAAAUUGCUUGAUGCAAUGUUAGUACUUUCAUGUGUUGGGAUAGGAAUUCUUCUCCUCUAUUGGGUCUUUAGACGAUAUAAAAUAUAUAGACAGCAUACUAAAGGAACCAAAAACAAGCUUGAAAACACGACGUCUCAUUGCGACUAUGCUCUUCAUCCGAACACCUCUUCACAAAGAGCUCAAUAUAACGCUCAAGAGUCACCUGAGAAGACACCUGAUUCUCAAGAGUGCCAACAAUUGCAUCCCGAAGGCGUUAAUGAAAUGGUUCCAAUGCCUAAGAAGCCUUCGAAUGGCAGCCAGCUAAUGACGACACCUAGUAGGAAAUGUCCACCCUCUACACUUCCCAAACAAAGAAAGUUAGGUCAGCAUUCCAACACUGUUUUGUACGAUGAGGUUGGUUUAGCGAAAAUCAAAGGCAAUGUCUCGGAUAUGACAGAAGUUGAGUUGAAAGCUAACGAGUCUUACGGGCACAUAGACAAAAGGUUUUCAACUGCCAAGAACAACGUGACUGCUUGUCCAUUAUGUUCAACACCAGCCAGCAAAAUCCAGCAAGAUUUGUCAUUAAGUCAUCAGUACAGUGAGAUUAAAGCGAAACCGAAGGGUGAGCAUCCUGAGCUGAAUGCUAUUGAGCAGGAGCAGAUAGAGUUGAAGUGUAAUCAGUCGUAUUGUCAGCUAACAAGUGCUGUGGGUCAGAUAGGAGGAUGUGAACCACUGCACGAGUACGACUAUAUAUACGUGGACUCCUAAUAACGAGGGAUAAGAACCACUGCACAAGCAUAUCAUAAAUGGCUAUAUAUACAUAAUUAUAAACGAACGGCACCUAUAUAUAGUAACUAUAUAGUUCAUCACACACAAUUUCAUAAAGGAUUGCAAUUAAUGUAUAGCAAACUGAGUAUAAUUCUGUCAUCGUAACAUCUGAGUGUAUUGCAUGUGUGUUAUCAUAAUUAUAUUUGU
Molecule: messenger RNA, 2287 nt
Organism: Halichondria panicea
Lineage: Eukaryota; Metazoa; Porifera; Demospongiae; Suberitida; Halichondriidae
Exons: 10
Coding region: 47-2080 (677 amino acids)
Source: RefSeq, a predicted model, not a curated record